UAACAAAAUGGCAGCGCGCAUGUGAAUGUCAUGCGAUUUUAAACUAUUCCCUGAAGCUCAGUUCGUGUUUAGGUGCUGUUAGUGAUACGUUAAAGCUGAUAUAUAAAUCAAACCUUGCAGAAUUGUGUUGUCAUUCAGCUAAAGCUCAGGGAAUCCAUAACCUGCUCGAGUCAAGCUUUAGACGUUAGCAUUUUAGCUAACUAACUACAACACUACGGUAGUCCACUUAAGACGGAAUCAUGAUGGAGCCUGACCAGCAGCUAAGAAAUCUGAGGGAUUUCCUUCUGGUUUACAACCGCAUGACUGAAAUCUGCUUCCAGCGAUGCAGCAGCAACUUCAACUACAGAAACCUCACCAUGGACGAGGAGCGCUGUGUGGACAGCUGUGCGGGGAAGCUGAUUCGCUCCAACCACCGCCUGAUGAGCACCUACGUGCAGCUGAUGCCUCGGAUGGUACAGCGCAGGAUGGACGAGAUGGAGGCCAAGGCAGCAGAAAACGCCAAGGCAGCAGAGGCUGCGGCAUCUGCAUACGUGGAGCCUCCUGCCACAGAGGCCUCACCAGCAUCUCAAACCCCCAUCACCUCAUCUCAACCCCCACAAGUGUUGGAUCAAACUUUUGCUUCAAUGACGAUUGAUGAUGCUGGACCAGAUGCCCAUGUCUCAGUCUUUAAGCCAGUAGAAUUAAAUGUUCCAGUUGAGCUUGACGCUGCCAGGUCCACUUCCACGACCGCAUCAGAAGUCAAAUUAUCAGCUGCCUCAACUCUCACACCUGUGAUUGAAACAGCAAAUUUCUCUGUGCUUAGAGAACCUGGAAAUGGACCAUCUUAUACUGCAGGCUUACCUCCGCCGCCCAUAGCUGGUGCCCAAAUUGAGUCUGCGUUCUCAGCGCCUGUGUUUACGCCAUCUAAACCAGAUGUGCCGGUGUCAACAGUAGCUGCACCUACAAUUUCUAAAUCCAUUGAGAGCUUGUCAGGCCAACAGAGAGCCCCAGAGGUUACGCCGCCGUCAGGCGAGUAAUGAUGGACGGACUGGGUGUCUCCAGUGGUUAAACUGUAGUGAUAUGGCCAAUACUCCCUCCACAAACAACCCAAAUGUGACAUUUUCUGUAUUGUUGAAAAUAAUUGCUGAUUAACAGAUUGAUAUGAAUUAUAAAAUAAGAUAUCAACUUUGCAACAACUAUUAUUAUCUCUUCAUGUCAUAUAAUAUCUGAGCUUAUUAUUUCAAAUGUGAACAUUUGAUGCUUUUCUGUUUUCAUAUUUCAAUUUAAAAAAUCUUAAAAAAUGUAUAGACUGUUGACUAAUGAAAAUAAUCUAAGAUUACAGCAUUAGUGCCCUGUGAUCAGACAGAAAGAUAAAAAUGAACCUUUAUGGUGACCAAUCAUAGUCAAGCCUGUCUCUCUUAAUAAGAAUAUAUAGUUAUUUCUGACAAUAUUGCAAAGUGCCAGAAAUGUUAACAAAAACAAAUAUGCAGACAUUACAAUUGUAGGUGUAAAUGUUUUGUAAUAAGAGGCAAAACAAAAAGGAAGUUCUUGUAACAGUAUGUGAGUGUAUGUUUGUGUAAUGUCAGUUGAAAUAUGAUGAUUUAGUGAUGGCAGUGUUAUUGCCCUCAAAGCUCCACAAGGAUCAUCCCGGAGCUGCCUCCUUGAUUGUGGCCGCUUGACCACAUUUGGACUUCAGUCUGGAUUUACAGCAGGGGCUCAAUCUGUUGACACCCUGAGAACACUCAUUCCUGAUAACUGUUUGAGAGGUGAUCAUCUUCAAUAAUAAAUAUU
Molecule: messenger RNA, 1770 nt
Organism: Anoplopoma fimbria (sablefish)
Lineage: Eukaryota; Metazoa; Chordata; Actinopteri; Perciformes; Anoplopomatidae
Gene: timm10b
Product: translocase of inner mitochondrial membrane 10 homolog B (yeast)
Exons: 3
Coding region: 240-1016 (258 amino acids)
Cellular component (GO): mitochondrial intermembrane space chaperone complex
Source: RefSeq, a predicted model, not a curated record